AUGAAUUCGCGACAGCGCGGGUUCGACACGUUUUACGACGAUCAGGUCGCAGCCCGUCGACAGUUUUACGCGCGCGAGACUGCCGUGAAUCGCAUCAACGACUACGCCGUUCUCGUUACCGUCGCAACGCUCGUGGUAACUUUGCUGGCCAAGUUCUGCAGCCCUGACGGAUCGAUUGAGGGCAUCUUCUCACUGGUUGGCGGUUUUCUAUGGGACGCGUUGGUGUUUCUAAUCCCCUCGCCGCUGCUCUUCGCAAUCGACAACUGGAUGGACUCUUCCGCGACACGACCGAUGCGCGAUAAUACAAACCAAAGCACCUAUGCUGCUAAAAGCAAAGCUAUGCGGAGGGUGAUGGGCUUGGAUCGUCAGGAUGGCGUCAUGAACUCGGUCCUUCGUGCUAGAACAAGAGCAUUGUCUAUGACGGGAAGCGUUCUGGGCCUGAAGAUCGAAUCGGACCGGCCGGCGGGAUUGGGAAAUCGAGAUAAUUCAUGCUACCAGAAUAGCGUUCUCCAGGGGCUGGCUUCACUGCACUCGAUGCCCGAUUAUCUCGCAGCUUGUCUCAAGGGUGUGGACGAGACUGGCCAUGCUGCUGAUGAAAAUGUAGCACACACGCUGCGGAUGCUCAUUGCGGAUCUGAACGAUGUUUCGAAUAAUGGGAAAACACUUUGGACGCCUUCUUUGCUUAAAUCUAUGAAUACAUGGACGCAACAAGACGCGCAAGAGUACUAUUCCAAGGUGUUGGACGAUAUCGAAAAAGGAGCAGCGCUGGUGGCCAAGAACCUGUCUUCUGAUAAACUCAUGGGGCUGGAGACUGGCGAGUAUAGCAAUGCGGACGAGCGUUCUACCAGUGAGCAUAGCGACGAUAGCGGCUACCAAAGUCUUCUGGCUCAGAGGGUGGCCCUUGGACUCGACAAGAACCAUCACGACUUGUAUGAGCGACUAGACUCCUACAGCAAAGUCGAGGCGAUCGAGGGAGUUGAAUGCCCGAAAUGCACCCUGUUGAAAGCGCAGCGACUCCUCACCAAGCUCGUGGAGAGGUUGGAAUCGGGGGGUUCUACGAAAGAGCAAUUGGGCGAGCCUCUGCGAAGACUGGAAGCUGUUCAAACAGCCCUGGAGGAAGAUGAUUUUGAAGAAGAGACGAUCAGGGAUCGCUGCAAAAUCCCGGCGCAGAGCAGAGUCAAUGUGACUAAGACGAAGCAAAUGGUGAUUGCGCGACCGCCUCAAAGUCUGGCCAUCCACGUCAACCGAUCCGUUUUUGACCCGUCUACCUUUAACAUGAUUAAGAACUCCGCACCCGUGAGCUUCCCGAUGACGCUGGAUCUGGGUCCAUGGUGCUUGGGAAGUGCAGAACCAGCGAAGCCCGUGAAGGAAAAGGCUACAGAUGAGAAGGAGGAAAAAGACGACGAAGAGCAGUGGCAUCUGGACCCCAUGUCCUCCAUGGUGGCGGGAGACUUGGGAGAGUCGAGGUUGACAGGGCCCAUCUACGAGCUGAGAGCAGCUGUAACACACUACGGACGACAUGAGAAUGGUCACUACAUUUGUUAUCGUAAAUACCCGCCUCUCAGGCCAGAAAGUGUUGAUGAUGCAGGCGAUGACAAAGAAGCUGAUUCGCCCGAGGCGGUUGACGACAUGCCAGCAGACCCGAAUGCAGAAGAGACAACAGAGAAAAGCACUAGCAAGAUCGACAGAGAUGCAUCUUGGUGGAGACUCAGCGACCAUAACGUGUCACAAGUCAACGAAGAAAUAGUCAUGAGCCUGGCUCCCGGAGUGUUUAUGUUAUUCUACGAGUGCGUCGACCCCUCUAUGAUACUACAGUCCGAGGUGGAAACCGGGGCUGCGGCGUUUGCAAACACCGAAGCACAAGACGCCGCUGCGACGAAGCAAGACGAAAGCAAAGCGGUGAAUGGAGCCGCCGUUAACCCAGUAACAACGGUAUUACUCCCGAAAACUGUUGAAGAAGAGACAACGCCGCCUUCAGAGGGAGUAGCAGAUACCAUGAAGGCUGAAUCAAAGGCCGCCCCUGGAAUCGCUUUGGAAGAAGGAGACAAGACGUCGUCGACGUAA
This is a messenger RNA of Trichoderma breve, 2064 nucleotides long. Its product is annotated as ubiquitin carboxyl-terminal hydrolase domain-containing protein. Lineage: Eukaryota; Fungi; Ascomycota; Sordariomycetes; Hypocreales; Hypocreaceae. The coding region runs from base 1 to 2064 and encodes 687 amino acids. The transcript is spliced from 3 exons. Gene Ontology annotation, biological process: protein deubiquitination. The record is from RefSeq and is a predicted model, not a curated record. Gene Ontology annotation, molecular function: cysteine-type endopeptidase activity; cysteine-type deubiquitinase activity. Gene Ontology annotation, cellular component: nucleus; cytosol.